AUGAUUCAAAGUCACAUCAAAAAAGUGAUCGUCGUGGGUGCAGGCCCUGUUGGCCUCCUCACAGCCCUGCUGUUGGGUCAGAAAGGGAUUCCUGUUGAUGUGUUGGAAGCGAAUGCAGGGGUCAAUAAUUCUCCCCGUGGUUUAGCGUACGGACCUGCUGCGGUGAGGGUUUUACACCGAGCUGGUAUACUGGAAAAGGUAAUCGAAAGUGGAUUCGUUGCCGGCAGCAUCUCUUGGAGAAAACCAGACGGAAAAUUCAUUAUUGGAUUUGAUCGGUUGGACACUUCCCUGGAAGGUCUGCCACACACCGUCAUCUUGCCUGUAGGCACGCUUUCAGCCCUGCUAGCUGAUGAAGUCCAGAAUUACCCGAGUAUCACUGUCCACUGGAACCAUCGAGUUACCGGAAUCGGCCAGGAUAAUGGUAAAGCCUGGGCCCAAGUUGAAGAGACCUUGCCAGGAACCGUCAAAACAAUGGUGGCGGAUUUUGUCAUCGGUUGUGAUGGAGGGACCAGUGCUGUCAGGAAGGCACUGUUUGGCGGCAGCUUCCCUGGAUAUACCUGGCCUAUGCAGCUAAUUGCUGUAAAUGCGUCUAUUGAUUUUGACAAACUGGGCUUCUCCGACGCCCAAUGGAUCGUCCACCCAGAACACUGGUUUGUCAUUGCCAGAAUUGACAGUUCACAACUAUGGCGUAUUGUUUACGGCGAGACUUCUGGUCUGUCGAUCGACGAGAUCCGGACUCGUCUGACAGAGAAAUUUCGCGAACAUCUCCCGAGCAACCCAGAACCCGAGGAGUACACAUUGCAAAGUGUCAUGCCGUACUCUGUCCACCAGCGAUGUGCCGAGAAGAUGAGGGUAGGAAGAGUAUUAUUGGCGGGAGAUGCUGCACAUCUUAACAAUCCUAUGCAAGUGGGUGGCCUAGGUCUCACAACAGGCGUCGCUGAUGUAGGCAGUCUGAUAGACUGUCUCUGCGGGAUCCACAACGGAGCAGCGUCCUUGAACAUCCUCGAGAAGUACAGCGAAAUACGUCGACAAAUUUUUCUAAAUAACACGGACGUUAUUUCCACGACGAAUUUCAAACGCAUCAUGCAAGACGCUGAAGAGAUCGCUGAGAGAGAUCCAUUCUUUCAGCUUCUGGCGCAGGCGAAAACCGAUCCUCACAUCGCUGCGUCUUUGGCCAAGCAUGACUUGAGUAUUGGCUUUGAUAUGAGUCAAUUCUAUGAUAUACCCUCUGAUGAUUGA
Cladophialophora bantiana CBS 173.52 is the source of this 1239-nucleotide messenger RNA. RefSeq lists its product as uncharacterized. Bases 1 to 1239 code for a protein of 412 amino acids. Gene Ontology annotation, biological process: 3-(3-hydroxy)phenylpropionate catabolic process. Gene Ontology annotation, molecular function: FAD binding; 3-(3-hydroxyphenyl)propionate hydroxylase activity. Lineage: Eukaryota; Fungi; Ascomycota; Eurotiomycetes; Chaetothyriales; Herpotrichiellaceae. The transcript is spliced from 5 exons. The record is from RefSeq and is a predicted model, not a curated record.